Knipowitschia caucasica is the source of this 276-nucleotide messenger RNA. NCBI's taxonomy places the organism in Eukaryota, Metazoa, Chordata, Actinopteri, Gobiiformes, Gobiidae. The record is from the annotation of a GenBank genome assembly.
AUGAGUGGGCUGGCUCAGUGGGUUAUCCUCCUCCAGGCCACUUCUCUGUUUGGCCUGUCCAAGGUCAGCCUCCUGCCAGGGGGAAAGAGGGGGGCAGAGACAGGGAGGGACCAUCAUGGCCUCAGUGCACUGAGCCCUGUAGGGGAGAACUUGCGUUGUUACCCAUGGCAGCCCGGCCCCUCCCUGAGUCGCCCCUUCUCCUCCCCGUCCUUCCUUCCCUCGCCUCCUCCGGUCCUGUAUUCCUACCCAGGCGUUGGAUGGAGAGGGAACAGCUAG